Pelmatolapia mariae (spotted tilapia) is the source of this 570-nucleotide messenger RNA. RefSeq lists its product as uncharacterized. Gene Ontology annotation, biological process: intracellular iron ion homeostasis. Bases 200 to 460 code for a protein of 86 amino acids. The record is from RefSeq and is a predicted model, not a curated record. Gene Ontology annotation, molecular function: 2 iron, 2 sulfur cluster binding. NCBI's taxonomy places the organism in Eukaryota, Metazoa, Chordata, Actinopteri, Cichliformes, Cichlidae. The transcript has 3 exons. Gene Ontology annotation, cellular component: nucleus; cytosol.
UCUCAUCUUCAACGAUUUAACAGUCGAAGAGCAUUUUUCUUUUAAAUAUACCGAAAAUGCACGAGUGAAUAUAACGCCCUUAUUUUAAGUGGCAGUGUACAUCAGUCAUCAGAUCCAGUGUGACAACUAUAAAGCAGCUGCCGGUCCGGCUAACCACUAACCCUACAAUCGGUUUGUUUCCGUUUUAUAUCAUGUAGACAUGUCGGUAACAGCUGAUCACAUCCGGGACAGACUUAUCAAAGAGCUGGCGGCAGUGCACGUGGAGGUGGAGGAUACAUCACCCAACAGAUGUGCUGCCAGCUUCAAAGUGCUGGUGGUUUCACCCCAGUUUGAGAACAAACCACUGCUACAGAGACACAGGAUGGUGAAUGCUUGUCUAGCCGAGGAGCUGAAAGAGAUCCAUGCUUUUGAACAGAAGACCCUCACACCAGAACAGUGGAAGAAACAGAAUUCACAAUGACACACAAACACUGUAUCACAUUGUUGCCAUAAACACUCACUGGAUAUGUAGAACGGACACACUUCUUAAAUUCUCUUUAAUUGACUGGCAAUAAAACUAUUUGAUGCUUC